CUGGGAGCCUGGCUCGAACGAUUCAACGCUGGCAACGAAUUUCCAGCAUAUCUUCACCUUCUAUCGGUCGACUAGGAUUGCGCCAGUUCGGUGGCCAAGACUAUGUAAGGAAUUAAUUACGAGCCGGUCUUGCUUUCGAUUCCCGAUUAUUUCGAUGAAUCGCUCGUUUCCUCACCCAUUCGCCGCAAUCCUAUUACGCAAGUCGGCGGCAAUGAAACGUGUAGUUGCGCGGAUAACUGACGGAUACGAGGGUGUAAUCUUUUCGUUUCCUCGAACAUCGGUUUUCGAAAUUCUUUGCCAAUGUCGUGUAUAAAACGUGUAUACUCGCGCGGAGAUCCUCUAGUGGAAUCUUUUGAAUAUUUCUUUUGCUGGACAUCAGAGGCAUUCGUUAUGAAGUACUGUCUGUUGUUGUGUCUUGCGACGAUUGUCGUUUGCCAAGCAAAGAGGAUACCAAGAAUACCCCAACAUCCAUAUUUUCCCAAUUCGUUUCCCAAUUUCCAACACGUUUAUCAGCCGCGCAAUUAUCCGAACGAACUAGGGGAUCAGCACAUCGGGGCGCCUUUCUUUGGGAAUUAUAGAAGGCAAGAAGAGAAUGCGGGCAGAGGGAACACAGGGAGAGAAGAAGGUGUGCGGCAGGAUUAUUACGAUCAUCGAAUUCCGAUCGACGGUCAACCGAAUUUCGUUCACCCUUUCGCAGGAGUCCCGUUCGACGAUAUCCCUGUGAACGAUGCGGACUUCAGAGGCCGAGACCUCAACUCGCCCCAUCAAUACGAACGAUUCGAUCAUGCGCUCAAUUAUAAUCACCAAUUGUAAUAAAAUUCUCGUUAUCUUUAAGUUGGAUUAAACGAAUAUAGAAAUUGAAUGGCAACCGA
Messenger RNA from Apis cerana (Asiatic honeybee), 872 nucleotides. RefSeq lists its product as uncharacterized. The record is from RefSeq and is a predicted model, not a curated record. Lineage: Eukaryota; Metazoa; Arthropoda; Insecta; Hymenoptera; Apidae.